Molecule: messenger RNA, 5703 nt
Organism: Larimichthys crocea (large yellow croaker)
Lineage: Eukaryota; Metazoa; Chordata; Actinopteri; Sciaenidae
Gene: prkcz
Product: protein kinase C, zeta
Exons: 18
Coding region: 215-2017 (600 amino acids)
Biological process (GO): protein phosphorylation
Molecular function (GO): protein binding; ATP binding; protein serine/threonine kinase activity
Source: RefSeq, a predicted model, not a curated record
CUCCUCCGUCAGAGAAGCCUCUUAAUGUCGCCCAAACGAAAGAAACUUCAAAGUAGCUCGACAAGUUUUCUCCUCGGGGUUGUUGGACCGAGCGGUACCACCGGACCUCUGGACGUGUUAUGUGAACCGGUGUGUUCCGACGUGACCGGGUGAUACAGCUAAGUUAGGGCCUGUCCAAGUUAACGAAGGGCUAGUUAGGAGGUAAAACUGUUCGAUGCAUAUGCUAGCGUCAAACGGAUCCAUAAUGGACCUGGACUCCGAGUUUGUGAAGAUUAAAGCACACUACUGCAGGGACAUGCUGAUCACAGACUUGGCAGCCACGGUAACCUUUGUGGAGUUGUGUGAGGAGGUGAGAACAAUGUGCAGCGUUGCCAAGCAGCAGCCCAUCACACUCAAGUGGAUCGAUGAUGAAGGGGACCCUUGUACCAUCUCGUCUCAGAUGGAGCUCCAGGAGGCAAUUCGCAUUUAUAAUCGAACCAAGAGAUCUGGACUGCAGCUUCAUGUAUUCCCCAGUAUCCCGGAGAAGCCUGGAAUGCCCUGCCCUGGAGAGGACAAAUCGAUCUAUCGCCGCGGGGCCAGAAGAUGGAGGAAACUCUACCGAGUCAACGGACACCUCUUCCAGGCCAAGCGCUUUAACAGGAAAGCCUACUGUGGCCACUGUAGUGAAAGGAUAUGGGGGCUGGGCAGGCAGGGCUACAAGUGUAUCAACUGCAAACUGCUGGUCCAUAAGCGCUGUCACAGACUCAUCCCUCAGACCUGCCAAAGGCUUAUGGAUCCAGUCAUGCCAUCACAAGAGCCCCCUUCAGAUGCCAAGAGUGAAGAGGUGGACCUUCCACCAGACGACGCAGAGGACACAGAUGGGAUAUCUUUUUUACCGCACAACUGCACAGUGGAUAAAUCCGAAGAUGCAGACACAGAGGACAUCAAAGCAGUAGUGGAUGGCAUCGAUGGCAUUAAGCUGUCCCAGGGCCUGACUCUCGGGUUGGGCGACUUUGACCUGAUCCGAGUGAUCGGGCGCGGAAGCUACGCCAAGGUCCUGCUGGUUAGGCUAAAGAAGAACGAGCAGGUGUACGCCAUGAAGGUGGUGAAAAAGGAGCUGGUCCACGAUGAUGAGGAUAUUGACUGGGUGCAGACAGAGAAGCAUGUGUUUGAGCAGGCGUCCACCAAUCCAUUCUUAGUCGGCCUCCACUCCUGUUUCCAGACGCAAAGUCGAUUAUUUCUAGUGAUCGAAUACGUGAAUGGCGGGGACUUGAUGUUUCAUAUGCAACGACAAAGGAAGCUCCCCGAAGAACAUGCAAGAUUUUAUGCUGCUGAAAUCUGUAUUGCUCUGAACUUCCUGCAUGAAAAGGGCAUCAUCUAUCGCGAUCUGAAGCUGGACAACGUUCUCUUGGACCACGAAGGACACAUCAAGCUCACAGACUACGGCAUGUGCAAGGAGGGAAUCAGACCAGGUGACACCACUAGUACCUUCUGUGGAACACCCAACUACAUUGCACCUGAGAUCCUGAGAGGAGAAGACUAUGGCUUCAGUGUGGACUGGUGGGCUCUGGGUGUGCUGAUGUUUGAGAUGAUGGCUGGCAGGUCCCCAUUUGACAUCAUCACUGACAAUCCUGACAUGAACACAGAGGAGUACCUCUUUCAAGUUAUUCUUGAGAAGCCCAUUCGCAUCCCAAGGUCUCUGUCGGUGAAAGCUGCCAGCGUGCUCAAGGGCUUUCUAAACAAGGAUCCUAAGGAGCGGCUGGGUUGCCAGGUCCAGACGGGCUUCACAGAUAUCAAGUCACACACAUUUUUCCGCAGUAUAGACUGGGACCAGCUGGAGAAGAAAGAGGUGACGCCGCCCUUCAAACCUCAAAUCUCUGACGACUACGGCCUCGAGAACUUUGACACGCAGUUUACUAAUGAACCAGUGCAGCUAACACCAGAUGAUGAGGACGUCAUCAAGAGAAUAGACCAGUCAGAGUUUGAGGGAUUUGAAUACAUCAACCCCCUGCUGCUAUCCACAGAAGAGUCUGUAUGAAGGAGAGACCAGCUUCCUCCUUCGCCCACCUACUGUUUGUCCAAGCUGCCGUCUCAGCCAAAAACCACUCGCAAGCCAACUCUGAAAGGCGAGGAGGAGGAGGAGGAGGAGGAAGAGUAAAGGACAAACAGGGAGGAUGAACUCACCCUCUGGACCUGUCAACAAGGAAAGCAAACAGGAGAAUGGGAGAGUUUCCUUCCUGGAUGAUUCAGAUUGUUUUGUGGUGGUACCAAACUCUUCGUUCUUGGUAUCUACAAGGAAAACAAAGACACUGGACUUCAAGAACAUUCCCUGUCGUUACGUUGUCUUCCCCUUUUCUGUUCUUUUCUUUUCUUUUCUUUCUCUCCUUCGGCUUCGUUCCUUUCUCCCCUCAGAAUGUCUAUCCUUGUGUCGAAGCACGACUGGCUUUGUAAUUUGAACAGAGAGCUGUUUCAUUCUGUGCCUGCCAUCAUGAACACGUCAACCCAUCUCACAUCCCUGGAUGAAUAUGACAGUUCUGCUGAAGAACUUGAAAUUUUACGUGCACUUUUUCCUUUCUUUUUUUUUUUUUCUUUUCCUUUUUUUCUAUCUUGUAGGGAGGGGGCGACGCCUCACACGAAACAAGAAUGUACAAUGACACAGGAAAAAAAAUAAGUUAUUGUUGUGUAUUAUAAUGUAGGUAGUGAAUCCAGAAUUGAUGAUGCCUUUUUAUUGAUGCAAGUGGCACAUUUCCAUCCGUAACCACAAACCUUUUCUUUUUGUUAUCUUUUAUGAUUUUCACGAACAAUGGGGGGGAAACUGGAACCGGGAGAUGACUUUUUAUUUAAGAAGUGCCUCAAAGAUCGUAUUAAUUACCAUGUCUCUGAUUGCACUUAUCUCUUAUUGAACAUUUCUUCACCCAUCAUGACCAAUCGAAAACAUGGCUAGACUCUGCCAGCGUUGGUCCAAACCAUUCAAAUUUUUAGGGGAGUCAAUAUUUUUAAGAGCACGGCGGCUCUGAAUCAUUUUAUUUUUAAUGAAUCAAUCCAGAGAAUCAGCGUAGAACUGAGUAUUUAUGACUGCUCUGUAGAUUCACAAGUAGCAUCCAAGUCAACAUCCGAACUGAUGACUGGUGGCCAUGAGAGGGGUAAAACUGGGUGUACAGAUAUUUAAUAGUGAAGACUGUGUCCUGCUUUGCCAGAGUUUUGCCAAACUAUCAUUCAGAAAUGUCUGCAGUAUGAUGCAGCGGACCUGUAUUUGCAAUGAAACAAAGCAUAAAGGUGUGUUAAGGCCAUAGUACACUUGCUGCCACUCGCAGUCUGGCAGCUUUAGGAACACGUUCUAUCAGGACUCCGGCUGAAAAACAAAGCAGAUCAUCGGAUCCUGCCUCCACAGUGUGUACAGGCUUGCUGGCGAGCUCAGAUUCUUCCACACCAGCUGCCACUGCGUGACCAUCUGCAGCCGGUCAAAAAAGAUCAUGUGACCGGUUGGUUGUGCUGUCUUGUGGAAACGUGUCUCCAUUUCCAUUUCGGGCUCGUUGUGUCGUUUCCAUCUCGGUGCUGAGGCUGGCUUUACACGCUGCGACUGCAGCUCGGUGCGAGACUGUUCUCUUAGUUCAAAGAAGAAUCCAAACUAAACCACACAAAUAAUGUCCGUGUCUUCACAAAUCAUUGUCAAACGAUGUUCAGUUGUACUGUUAAUGUUUCCUAAGAGAAGGUCUUCAGGGAUCCAUCAGAAGCCUCUGAGUGGGCGGGCUGGUUGUACCGACAGGAGCACAGAGACACAGUGUCAACAAAUUUGUACUAGUGCCUGCAGAGUACAAGGACAGACAGCAUUCUGUCGGAGAGCUGCUGAAAACGAAGGACCACACAGCAUUUAGCAUCCAAGAAAGCAAAAGAUGUCAAAUCUGAAACCUCUCCUGUUUCUUCUUCAGGCGGAGGACACGUUAAUUACAGCUUCAUGUCAGGGUCAUCAUCAUGUUACACGCAGGAAUCAAACAACCUUCGCUUCACUCACGUUUCCUUUCAUUAGUGUAGCACAGAGUAAUGCAACGCUCCUCCACUUAUUCCAAUGAUGGUGCUUCAAACAUUGGUUUGUUUUCUGUGCCACCCGUCCACCUGAAUACUUCAUCCAGCUUCAGGUGUGCCGCGUUGGAUGCCUCUCACAGCGCGUGGACGACAGAUCAUCACGGAUGCAGUGGCCGGAGAUGAAUUGGAAUCUCACGCCGAGUGUUUUGCUGUUGACUCAGGUCUGCCUGGAUUCAAAAACAGAUUUCACACUUCAUCAGAUGUAUUGAACUAGCCAGGUAAAACAACAACACUGCCAAAUUAUCCUCUCUGCAUCCUUACCAGCCACGUGACGUCAGUUUCAUACCUGUUCUGCGUCUUCGCAGACGCGUGCUCAUGUUUCUUGGCGUGUACAGUCCACAGUGUCAUACAUUUUAGGCUGUGCACACUAAGAAACAUGUGAGCACCCAGUGUAGUAUGAACAGAACCACGUGUGCAUCUGUUGUCAGUAUUUGGACCAGGUCUGCCCCCUUUUAUUAUCAGGACAACAGGGCGAGUUAACAAAGCUCAGCACCGACUGAAACAUCAAAUAUCAAAAGUUGGCAUCAAACACUUGAUCUGAUUGUUCCACAUAUGUUUUGAUGCAUUUCAUUUACACUUUUACAAACUUUUCUAACUCUGAAACAUUGAGACGUUUUAUUAAAUCAUGUUUUUAUUAUGCCGUUUGGGUAGUGAAACUCUAACAAGUAUCAUAUUAACAUCACAGAUUCAUGAACACUCAGCCAUGCUCGAGUUCUGGGCGAGUGUGUAACCUGCAGCUGACAGUGCAACAGUUGCUCAGUGUAAAGCCAGCCCAGCACACGGUGGUCAGCUCUCUAACAUCAGUGGUUUUUGGAGGCUCGGCUUGCCAAGCUGUUAGCUCAUUCCUGCACUGUUCUGAUCCAUCGAAGAGUUUCCGAAUCAUUUUCAUUUCCCCCAACCGCUGGUGCAGUGUGUGCACAAAAACAAUAAGAAGCCAUGAGUUUAUUUAUACCCUAAAGCUUUUUAGUUCACGUGAGUUUAACUUCAUACACUGCCACCUUUCUACGCAGCAAGUAACAGAUCUGUGACCCCGUUCAGGAGCCCGCUGAUAAAAUCAAACACAUGCACAAACACGUCUGUGAACCACGAGCACGGAUUACAGUCACCGACGGGAAGAAGUCCUUGUCGCUGAAAUGAGAUUUAUUUGAUGAAAUCUGACCCGUGUUAACUCGAUAUCCACAUAAUAGGAUUAAUUAGCUGAUCCUGAGUCAAAGGGUCUCAAUUAGCUGUAGGGCCUUUAGAGGCAGCAAAGAAACAGAUAGAGAGAGGAGAGAUAAUGAAGCAGCUCCACGGUCACAGAUUAGUCCUUCACAAUGAACACACACACACACCGACACACACUUUGAGAAAUCACUCCAACAUUACAGGAAGCUUCCUCCUCCCAAACUCCAUCCAUCCAUUCAGUGUGUUUUCUAAAUGUCACGUGGUUGAUCCGCUCACACACCGGGUUUUCUCGAGGGACCAACGGAUGAGCUGGGAGUCCUCGAAACAGUGAGGGCCAUUCAAACAUCGAACAGAAAGAAUCUGGAUCUAAGUAUGAAGGAGUUUUUUUUUCCUAACAUGAUGCUGGUUGGGUAUGCUUCAUUUGCUUCAUCACAUCUUUGUAAAUAUGUGUAAUUAUUAAAAAUGAUACUGGUUUUC